UAGUUGAGUCUGUACUGUGUGUUUCUCCAGACUCCCAGCUACCUGGAACAGAGAGACCCUGGACAACCUGGGCGUUCUACCUCUCUACCUGACAUCCUCCUUCUACAAGAACUUCUCUAAGAAUGUAAAGGGCCAGUUCCUACAGUCAUUCCUGAAGGUGCUGAGGAAGAAUGGAACGUCCAGACAGAAGAAGAGGAGGAUGAAGACGGCUAUCAGACAGUCCAUCAUCGACCAAUCACAGUCCAAACGCUCCAUAGUGAGUGAAUGCACAGUAGGAAAUAUCACUCAGGUCACGAUCAGUGAGAAUACGUUCCCCUUCAACUACGAGACCGUGACCAAGUUCAACUGCUGCCUGACGGCCAAGACAGUCGUUGACAACCUGGACGCCAUCACCGCCAAGGUGGACGACCUGGAAUACCUUGAAGUGGUCCUGGCGAGACUCAGAGAGGCCUACUCCGCAAACUCCACCAUCCCAGAAGCGAAGGUGCAGGUUCUUGGGCCGGCUUCGCGCGUUGCCACUAACGCUGACAUCACCAUGUGGAACAUCACCAAGAUCGACACACUGUCCGCUCUGAUGGACUCCUCCAAUGGAAACUGGGAUGCUGCCAUGGCGCAGGCCAUCAUCAGUAAGUACCUGAGGAACUCAGGAAAUACUCUGGGCAGUGCAGAGCUCAACUCCAUCGGAGGACCCAACCUGUGUUCACUAGACAUCAGCCUCCUGAAGACCAUUACACAGAGUAGCCUGAGUAAUGCCAAUGCCCUGACGGUGACCAACUGCAACAUAAUGAAGAUGAGAACGCUGUUCAUCAUCGCUGAAGGAGCCUUCCAGAGCCGUAGUACUGUCUCUGCUACCUCCUACCAGCUAACACAGCCAUACAUAGGUGGUGCUGACUCAGCCUACGUCCAGCGUCUGUCCACCUCUAACAUCAGUAUGGACAUGGACACUUUCAUCAGCCUGGACCCUACUGUUAUACAGACUCUGGGUGUGAGCCAGGUCAAAGGUCUGCUGGGUUCUAACCUGCCAGAGCUGAAGAGCUAUGAGAACCAGAGCACGGUCCGGACCUGGAUCAGCACCCGUUUCCAGGCCGACCUGGACUAUCUGGGGCUGGGUCUGAAGGGAGGCAAGGCUGACCCCACCACGGUUGGCGUGGGAACCAUCAUACUUCCUACCAGUGCAGGGGUAACUGGAGGAGCUGGGCCAGUCAACACCGUGGCUGGAGGAGCUGCUGCUACUACUACAGCGAGCGGCGGAGCGAUCAACAGACCAACGUUCGGCCUCCACCUUCUCCUCACCACUCUGGCCGUCGCUGUCCUGUACAUUCUACACUGAUUUAAACACUGAUUUCAGAGAUUUUAUAUUUCAGAGUGAGAGAGUUAACUGACUCCAUAGCAUCAAGUCGCAUUCGGCUCAGACAGGGAAAAACAUCAUGUAAAGUUCUCAAACAGGAAACAAAAAUGUAUACAUUUAGAGUCAGGUAGUGCCUUAGAUAUUGUAAAUAUCACUGAAUACAAGGAUAUACUAUCAAAAGACUAUAAAACAAUCUAGCACUUUAGUCACGUCAAUGUUUCUGCUCUGACAAAUUCUGCAUUUUAU
Messenger RNA from Oncorhynchus tshawytscha (Chinook salmon), 1594 nucleotides. Its product is annotated as mesothelin-like protein. Gene Ontology annotation, cellular component: cell surface. Bases 200 to 1330 code for a protein of 376 amino acids. The record is from RefSeq and is a predicted model, not a curated record. Lineage: Eukaryota; Metazoa; Chordata; Actinopteri; Salmoniformes; Salmonidae. Gene Ontology annotation, biological process: cell-matrix adhesion. The transcript is spliced from 9 exons.